Messenger RNA from Brassica napus (rape), 865 nucleotides. RefSeq lists its product as uncharacterized. The coding region runs from base 85 to 555 and encodes 156 amino acids. The transcript is spliced from 4 exons. Lineage: Eukaryota; Viridiplantae; Streptophyta; Magnoliopsida; Brassicales; Brassicaceae. The record is from RefSeq and is a predicted model, not a curated record.
UUGUUAACAAUUUAAGAUCAACGGCUCGUACAAGUAUCAGCGAAAGAGAGAGUGAGCUUCGAAAUCGAACCGACACUUUUCGCGAUGAAGGAGGGCGACGCCUUGCCGACGACGGCGAAUUCGAAGAAGGAACACUCCGAAACCGUGUUGUUCGGAAGAGGUCGUUACAAGUUCUACGCGUUUGCUGCUCUCUUGCUUCUAGCAUUUUGGUCGAUGUUCACGGGAACUGUCACUCUCCGGUUAUCCACGGGUAAUCUGAACCGGUUAUCUGAAGAUCUCGGGGUUCGAAACUACGAUCACCUCGACGCUCUGGAAAUGGAGAAGAGGGAGAGAGUGGUGAAGCGUAUGUGGGAUGUGUACACUAACAGUCGUCGGAUCAAGUUGCCUCAGUUUUGGCAAGAGGCGUUCGUUGCUGCUUAUGAAGAGCUUACUAGUGAUGUACCUGGGGUUAGAGAUGCUGCUAUUGGUGAAAUCGCGAAGAUGUCGGUUCAGUCUAUCAAUCUUGAUUCGAAUCCUUCCCGAUCUAUGAAGAAGUUGGUUGAACAAGUAUGGUAGAGGAGCUUUGAUCAUUCCAAGAGCGCAAGGGGUCUGGGAAGAAGCUUCAAGAAGAUUCUACACAAGCCAGCAGCAAGUAGCUGAUGAUAAUGAUAUGAUAUAACACACGUUUCACAUAUAAAAACCCAAGUUCAUUUCUACUUGCUGAAGCCAAAAAGAUGAUCCUUUUGAAUUCCAUCGAUUGGUAGUUACAUACAAAUACAUUUAUGAUAUGCAAUAACAUGGGAUCCUUGUGUUAUACUUUCAUAUGUAAUGCAAACACAAUCGAACUCUGAAGUUUAAUAAAUCUUGAAGAAAAUAUUAUUUUUCA